UUUUGUUUUAGGAAGGAAGGCUUCAGGAAGUCAUUGAAACUCUUCUCUCUUUGGAAAAACAGACUCGUACUGCUUCCGAUAUGGUGUCUACAUCCCGUCUCUUAGUCGCAGUGGUGAAGAUGUGCUAUGAGGCUAAAGAAUGGGAUUUACUGAAUGAAAAUAUUACGCUUUUAUCCAAAAGGAGGAGUCAGUUGAAACAAGCUGUUGCAAAAAUGGUUCAACAGUGCUGUACUUAUGUUGAAGAAAUCACAGAUCUUCCAAUUAAACUUCGAUUAAUUGAUACUCUACGAAUGGUUACAGAAGGAAAGAUUUAUGUUGAAAUUGAGCGUGCUCGACUAACUAAAACCUUAGCAACUAUAAAAGAGCAAAAUGGCGACGUGAAAGAGGCAGCUUCCAUUUUACAAGAGUUACAGGUGGAAACGUAUGGGUCAAUGGAGAAGAAGGAGCGAGUAGAGUUCAUUCUGGAGCAAAUGAGGCUCUGCCUCGCAGUGAAAGAUUACAUCCGGACACAAAUCAUCAGCAAGAAGAUUAACACCAAGUUUUUCCAGGAAGAAAAUACAGAGAAAUUAAAGUUGAAAUACUAUAAUUUGAUGAUCCAGCUGGAUCAACACGAGGGAUCCUAUUUGUCUAUUUGUAAGCACUACAGAGCGAUAUAUGACACUCCCUGUAUACAGGCAGAAAGAGAAAAGUGGCAGCAGGCUCUGAAGAGUGUUGUGCUCUAUGUUAUCUUGGCUCCUUUUGACAAUGAACAGUCGGAUCUGGUUCACCGAAUAAGUGGUGACAAGAAGUUAGAAGAAAUUCCCAAAUACAAGGAUCUUCUAAAGCUUUUCACCACAAUGGAAUUGAUGCGUUGGUCCACGCUGGUUGAGGACUAUGGGAUGGAGUUAAGGAAAGGCUCCCUAGAGAGUCCUGCAACUGACGUUUUUGGUUCUACCGAGGAAGGUGAAAAAAGGUGGAAAGACCUGAAGAACAGAGUUGUUGAACAUAAUAUUAGAAUAAUGGCCAAGUAUUACACUCGGAUAACAAUGAAAAGGAUGGCCCAGCUUCUGGAUCUGUCUGUCGAUGAGUCAGAGGCAUUUCUUUCAAAUCUAGUAGUUAACAAGACCAUCUUUGCUAAAGUAGACAGAUUGGCAGGAAUUAUCAACUUCCAGAGACCCAAGGACCCAAAUAAUUUAUUAAAUGACUGGUCUCAGAAACUGAACUCAUUAAUGUCUCUAGUUAACAAAACCACGCAUCUCAUAGCCAAAGAGGAGAUGAUUCAUAACCUGCAGUGAGGGUCUUGCUGCUGUUAAAGGUAAAAUUGGAAGUCAUUAAAAAAAAAAAAAACAACACCAUGUUGUGUACAUCGCCUUUGCUUUUUCCUAAGCUCCUUUGUCUACGAUUUUUGAAUGGUGAAUAUAUUGGAGGCCCCCUUUGACCCUUUAGUUCCCUGAUUUUAUUAACUUCGCAUCUACAAUUGGUGCAAAAAUAUAAUACAUUUCUGUUGGCUGAGUACAUAAAAAAUUGUCAUAGCAUGCCCAAAUAUGUUUUUCUGUCAUUUGAAACCCUUUAAGCUAUUCUUGCUCUUCAUUCACUAACAAACAUACCACAAUGGUAAGGGCAGUAUUUGUGUAUUCACUUUCUAUAGUUACCUCUGAUCCUAAAUAUUGUGUGGGGUAGUAUUUGACAAGUGUUUUUUAGAUUUAAAAAAUUCUGUUGUAAAGCUAUCGAUUAUUUAGUAGAAUAAAACGAAAUAGAGCAUACAAGAA
This is a messenger RNA of Carlito syrichta (Philippine tarsier), 1748 nucleotides long. It is a transcript of the gene PSMD12, whose product is annotated as proteasome 26S subunit, non-ATPase 12. NCBI's taxonomy places the organism in Eukaryota, Metazoa, Chordata, Mammalia, Primates, Tarsiidae. Bases 81 to 1274 code for a protein of 397 amino acids. The record is from RefSeq and is a predicted model, not a curated record. The transcript is spliced from 10 exons. Gene Ontology annotation, cellular component: cytoplasm; proteasome regulatory particle, lid subcomplex; nuclear proteasome complex.